AUGGCUGCGCUGGCGAUACAUCUCAAGGCUGUUGUAGCACCGGCGCAGCCAGACCUCUUGCUCUGGUUCUCCCUGCUCGCAGCCCAGGUUGCCUCAACGCUCGACAGCGACACAGACGAGGUGUGGGGCACGGCAUUCAUCUCCUUUCUGGAGGACAUGGUCAAGUGGAUCAAAGCUCCUCCAUCGCAAUCGUCACGCCGUCAGCCAGGUGUCAUUACCCCCACCACCACCACCACCACAACAACAGCAGCAGCAGCAACAGCAGCAGCAGCAACAACGGGCAGGGCGACCACCACAACGGCCACCACCACUCCUGCGCCAACAUCAUCUCAGACAUCAGAGCCAGUGCAACAACCACGCUGCCACAACCACAACCAGCAGCAGGAACGGCAGCUGGGAAGCGACCUUGCACCGCAUGAUCCUGAUCCGUGGCAGGGCGGGGUGGAGGUGUUGGCGUGUGCGCAGCAAGCGCUGACAGGGGCCCUGGAGGCCGCAAACCAGUGGCUGGUGCAGCUGUACUGCUGAUGAGUCAGUGGUGGUGGUGGUGGUGGAGGUGUAACCAACUGGUGGUGCUGUAGUUCUUUGCAAUAAACGAUGGCGAAGUUGUGUAUUGGCUUGUCAAGUGAACAUCACAAGCAGCAUGCAGCCACAUUAAAGAACAAAAUGACAG
Salpingoeca rosetta is the source of this 670-nucleotide messenger RNA. RefSeq lists its product as uncharacterized. NCBI's taxonomy places the organism in Eukaryota, Choanoflagellata, Craspedida, Salpingoecidae. The transcript has 2 exons. The coding region runs from base 1 to 525 and encodes 174 amino acids. The record is from RefSeq and is a predicted model, not a curated record.